CAAAAAAUUGAACACACCAGCAGUGUGAGGAGACCUGAAAGUGGCACAUGGCAUGGCAGAGUGUGGCGAUGGAGACAGCAGCAAUGGGAGGCCGUACAGGGACCCAUGAGAGACUCUGGACCUGGCAGCAGCAUGAGGAUGCAGUAUAGGGGCCCGUGGCAGAUUAGGGGCCUGGCAGCAGCUAUGGGAGGCCCGUAAUCUGCCAGCACCCUAUGACAAAAAAUGGAACACACCAGCAGUGUGAGGAGACCUGAAAGUGGCACAUGGCAGAGUGUGGCGAUGGAGACAGCAGCAAUGGGAGGCCAUACAGGGACCCAUGAGAGACUCUGGACCUGGCAGCAGCAUGA
Molecule: messenger RNA, 347 nt
Organism: Staurois parvus
Lineage: Eukaryota; Metazoa; Chordata; Amphibia; Anura; Ranidae
Source: the annotation of a GenBank genome assembly